UAAAGUCUGAUUUUCCAAAAAUUGCUUGACUGAUAUAUCAUUUCAAGAAAAGGCAAAAAUGGUGAGAACUCCCUCUGUUGACCAAAAUGGAAAGAGGAAAGGUGGAUGGAGUAAAGAAGAAGAUGAUAUGUUGAGAGCUCAUGUUCUCAAGCAUGGCCACCAGAACUGGCGACAACUCCCUAACCUUGCUGGGCUAUUGAGAUGUGGGAAGAGUUGCAGAUUAAGAUGGGUGAAUUACUUGAAGCCGGGUAUCAAAAGAGGUAACUUCACCAAGGAUGAGGAUCAAGUCAUACUUAAUCUCCACAAACAACUCGGGAACAAGUGGUCGGCCAUUGCUGCAAGGUUGCCGGGAAGAUCAGACAACGAAAUUAAGAAUCAUUGGCACACUUGUCUCAAGAAAUUCGACAACGUUGGAGUUAUGGAAUCGUCAAAAACACGGUCGCCGUCGCAUGCAGAUGAUGAUGCCCAAAGUGUUCAAUCAUCCGAUAAGUCGCAACAACAUUUGGCACCAUUUGGUCUCCUGCAGGCUGCAAUGGAAACCCUUCCAUUAUUUUCACCAGAAACUGAACCGUUUUCUUAUUUCAUGGAUUCUGCAGUUCUGGGCAGCGAGGAAGGGACUUCAAACGACGGGGAGACUUCGUUUCAAGAACGCUCUGAUCAGAGGUUAUGGAAUGAUGAUGAUAGCAGAGAACUGGAACAACAAGACUUUUUUAUUCCAGAUAGGUUAUUUGCGGACGAAGAGAUUCAAAGUUUGCUUAAUGAUUUUCCAUGACAACAUCCU
This is a messenger RNA of Ipomoea nil (Japanese morning glory), 781 nucleotides long. RefSeq names its product myb-related protein Myb4-like. NCBI's taxonomy places the organism in Eukaryota, Viridiplantae, Streptophyta, Magnoliopsida, Solanales, Convolvulaceae. The coding region runs from base 59 to 772 and encodes 237 amino acids. The record is from RefSeq and is a predicted model, not a curated record. The transcript is spliced from 3 exons.